GGCAACAACACGAGCCCAACCUGAAACCCCUCCAUAUAAAAACCCUCAAAGCGCCGGACGGAACUUCGCAGUCAGCACGCGGAACAGUCACAGAAUCAACAGGACCGCCGCUCCUCCUCCUCCCUCUAUUUUCCCCGGCUCGGCGUCUCCAUCUCGCUCUCUUACUCCGUAAACCCUACCAUAUCCAAUCCAUAUUCGUGCAAUGGAUAUUGAAGAAGAUAUCCGUGCAUUGCAGCUUGAUUCUGCAGAAGAGAAUAAUGGGGCCAUAAAUCCAGAAGAUGCACAGCCUGAACAUGUUGAAGAGGUCGAUAAAAUGGAUGAAGAUUCAAAACCCGACACUUCUGUGAGCAGCGAGGAGGUGCAGCAAGCUGAGGCAGAAGUGCCACACAAGGAAGUACGUGCACCAGAAGUGGAAGAGCCAUCUAAGGAGGAAGUGGGGAAUAAGAAGCGGCAUCUAAAUGUUGUUUUUAUUGGACAUGUUGAUGCUGGCAAGUCCACCACCGGAGGCCAGAUACUGUUUCUCAGUGGUCAGGUUGAUGACCGUACAAUUCAGAAAUAUGAAAAAGAAGCAAAGGAUAAAAGUAGAGAAAGCUGGUACAUGGCGUAUAUCAUGGACACCAAUGAAGAGGAGAGACUCAAGGGAAAAACUGUUGAAGUUGGAAGAGCUCAUUUUGAAACAGAGACAACAAGAUUCACCAUUUUAGACGCGCCGGGUCACAAGAGUUACGUUCCAAAUAUGAUAAGUGGAGCAUCUCAAGCUGACAUUGGGGUUCUUGUAAUUUCUGCACGAAAAGGUGAAUUUGAAACUGGAUAUGAGAGAGGUGGCCAAACCCGUGAACACGUUCAGCUGGCAAAGACCUUGGGUGUCUCUAAGCUGAUUGUCGUUGUCAACAAAAUGGAUGAUCCUACUGUAAAUUGGUCAAAAGAAAGGUAUGACGAAAUUGAAUCUAAGAUGGUACCAUUCCUCAAGUCUUCUGGUUACAAUGUAAAGAAAGGUAUUAAAGUUUUCUGGUUCACUUGGAUAUUAUUAGAUCUCGUAUUCCUACCGAUAUCUGGUCUGAUAGGCGCAAACAUGAAAACUAGAAUGGAUAAAACCAUCUGUUCAUGGUGGUCCGGCCCAUGUCUCUUUGAAGCUCUUGAUUCCAUUGAAGUUCCUCCUCGAGAUCCUAAUGGUCCUUUUAGGAUGCCCAUCAUUGAUAAAUUUAAGGACAUGGGAACUGUUGUUAUGGGAAAAGUGGAAUCUGGCACUGUGACCGAGGGCGACUCCUUGUUGGUGAUGCCUAAUAAGACCCAUGUGAAAGUUGUUGGAGUAUACAUCGACGAAAAUAAGGUUAGACGUGCAGGACCUGGGGAGAAUCUACGGGUUAGAUUAUCUGGAAUCGAUGAUGAAGAUAUAUUAGCUGGUUUUGUAUUGUCCAGUGUUGCAAAACCUAUUGUUGGAGUUACGGAGUUCAUCGCUCAGUUGCAGAUCCUUGAGCUGUUGGAUAAUGCAAUUUUUACGGCUGGUUACAAAGCUGUUCUGCACAUCCAUUCUGUUGUUGAAGAAUGUGAGAUCACUGAGCUAAUUGAGCAAAUAGAUUUGAAGACUAGGAAAGCUAUGAAGAAGAGACCCCUUUUUGUGAAGAAUGGUGCAAUUGUCAAGUGCCGUAUUCAGGUGAAUAGCACGAUCUGCGUAGAACUUUUCUCGGAUUUCCCGCAACUGGGCAGAUUCACUCUUAGAACCGAGGGGAAGACAAUUGCGGUCGGUAAAGUGAUGAAACUUCCUGCAAUUUCAGCUUAAGCAAUUUUGUCGUAUGAGGUGAUGUCCUCGCCGGUGCAAGAAGGUUAAAUAUUCAUGUACGCUGGCUCCUUGGUUUUCUGUAGUGAACAUCGACUGUAGAGUGUUUGUUGUUGCUUACUGGGUGUGGGGGUGGAUGAUUCUGUUAUAGCCAGUAAAUUUGUUCUUUAGUUGUGAUAACACUCCGAGGAGAGGGGUUUUAGUUUUGCCCUCCAUGGGAUAUGUUGUGAUUUUGUGGAAUAGUCGUCAUACUUUAAUACCCCGGUACAUAACUCUUAUUAUGGGAUCAUAUUCAUUGCUUUUAUUGUUAGUAUGUUGAAUGUUCAUGUGGUGCGAGGUUCUGCCAGCGUAACUAGCAGCGAAUCUGAAUCCAACUCGGCCCGUCUCGAGAUUGGGACGGCGGUGCUAGUAAGGAACAGGAUAGAGAAGCAACCACAAAGGAUGAUCCUUUCUUCUUCUGGUUGAAGAACUCGCUUUCGGUAGAGGUAGAAGCGGUGGCAAUGGUUUCUGGUGCAGAUGCCACCGUGUUGUUAUACCAACUGAAUGCUUCAGACAUUGAUUCACACAUGCUGCCCUUAGAAUAGUAGUGCUAGAACAAGUAAACUCGUUAUUAAGCAAACUUGGAUACAGAGGAAUUACAUUACAGGAUACAGCAGCUGCUGAUGGUGCUCUUUUACUGCUGCUUCACUAAGUGAAAUGAGCGCGCAUCAUGGGAGUGGCGAUGGUGAAGUACUGAACCAGCGUCUCCCUGGACGGAAGGCAUUCCUUGAUCACCGGGACCUCGACGAAUUUGUGACCCCAUCGGCACAGACCUGGGAACUUGUGAGGGUCAAGCAGCUUCAUCUCCCCAAUUUCUUCCAUUACCUCAACCCAAAGUGGGAUCCAACCCAACACCAAAUCCAAAUACCCAAUCCUCUCCACCCUUCCUUCCCCUUGUUCGUCAUCGUUGUCGUCGCCCCCAGUGCCGAAGAAUUUCUUGCCCUGAAUCAGCUUCUCAAGAUGCUCAAACCUUUCCAUCGCAACUUCUAUGGCCUUGUCCUUCUUUUCUCCUUUCAGCCGCCAGUAAGUAUCCCAUGCUCCAGGCGCGCACUGUUGAAAACGACCAACAGCAAAGCAAGUGGAUGAAUGAAUGAAUGAUACAACAAGAGGCGGAGAAAAGAAAACCCAUUUGGCUAUUGUUCUCACUGUGUACCUUUUCGUCGGCGAAUUUGGCCCAGAAGCGAGCUUGGGAUCUUGGAUAAGGAUGCUUGGGGAGCAAGGAAGGGGAUGAAGGCCAUGUCUCGUCGAUGUAUUCGAGGAUUGCGAGCGAUUCAAUGAUUGGGUUUUCGCCAUGGACGAGCACGGGGACUUUCUUGUGCACGGGAUUGUAAUGGAGAAGGAUGGGGCCCUUGUUGAUAAGAUCUUGUUCAAGGUACUCGUACUCGUGUAUCCCUUUCAGCUUCAGUGCCAAUUCCAGCCUGAAGCAGAACGGGCUGUACUUGGCUCCGAUCAACUUCAACUCCGCCAUUGCAGAAGCAAGAUCUAGGGAGGAGAGAUACAGUUGCAAGAUUGAGACGAGACGAGAUCCACGAACUGAAACUUACCGCUUCGAUGGUAGGGACUAGAUAUGGACGAAAGUUAUGGUCAGCAUGUGGCUUGUGACAUCAUGGCUUGCGUUGCGUUUGAUGGAAUUAUUUUCAUUUAUAACUACUGUUGACUCAUUU
Messenger RNA from Linum tenue, 3480 nucleotides. Lineage: Eukaryota; Viridiplantae; Streptophyta; Magnoliopsida; Malpighiales; Linaceae. The record is from the annotation of a GenBank genome assembly.